Messenger RNA from Mesorhabditis spiculigera, 429 nucleotides. NCBI's taxonomy places the organism in Eukaryota, Metazoa, Nematoda, Chromadorea, Rhabditida, Rhabditidae. The record is from the annotation of a GenBank genome assembly.
AUGGCUCAGCAUUGCCGAAUCUACGCAGCUCUAUCACCGAUGAUCUCCGAGAAUGAUACUGUAGUCUUGUCCGAUUCUGACUAUCUACCGUUUCAUCUGGAGCAGCAUUGGGAUGAUGGUGUCGAUCUCUUCCUGUACAAUCCGCUAUGCUGCGGCCAUGAGAAAAUAGUCAGCGUAUUACGGGAGAUUUUAGCCCCCUGCAACGUGAAAUAUGAAGAUGUCGUCUCGAUGGAACUGGAUAUUUAUAAGAAUUUCGCUAAAGAUAUUAAGGAAGCUUCUUACCAAAACGCGAACGGCCAAGAUCGCGCCAUCCGAAUCGGCGAGUGGAACAGGGUCGGAAAUCGUCUGGAUCGAAUGAAGAUUUUGCAACUUGAUGCGAAAGCAAAUAUAUCUGAAGAGUACGUCGACGCUCACAUCUUUCGCCCAUUC